Molecule: messenger RNA, 799 nt
Organism: Zea mays
Lineage: Eukaryota; Viridiplantae; Streptophyta; Magnoliopsida; Poales; Poaceae
Product: glycine-rich cell wall structural protein 2-like
Exons: 1
Coding region: 41-724 (227 amino acids)
Source: RefSeq, marked validated
CACACAACAACCACACUCUUGCACCGAGCUAGCAGCCAAGAUGGCGACCAAACACCUGGCUCUUUGCCUCCUUGUUCUCUUUAGCAUAGGCAUGGGCAUGGCCACCGCUGCUGCAAACCGCAAACUGGGUUAUGGCCCCGGGGGAGGAGGUGGCGGUGGUGGUAGCGGUGGCGGUGGAGGCGGUGGUUACGGAGGACCAGGCUAUGGGUCCGGAUCAGGGUAUGGUGAGGGCGGUGGCAGCGGAGGUGCUGCUGGAGGGUAUGGACAUGGUGGUGGCGGCGGCGGCGGUGGUGGUGAGGGUGCGGGAGCUGGUGGCUCUGGGUAUGGGUCCGGGCAAGGAUCUGGCUACGGAGCUGGCAGCGGUGCUGCCGGUGGAUAUGGGAGUGGCGGAGGUGGUGGAGGUGGCGGUGGCCAGGGUGGUGGUUCCGGAUAUGGCCAUGGAGGUGGUGAAGGAUACGGCUCUGGGUCUGGCUUUGGUGGUGGUGCUGCCGGCGGCGGCGGUGGACAUGGUGGCGGUGGUGGUGGUGGCCAAGGUGGGUCUGGCUAUGGCUCUGGUUCAGGAUAUGGAUCAGGUGAAGGAUACGGACAAGGUGGUGCUCAUGGAGGAGGCUAUGGAAGCGGUGGUGGCGGUGGUGGCGGCGGUGGUCAAGGUGGUGGUGGCUCUGGCUAUGGAUCUGGAUCCGGCUCCGGUUAUGGAGGCGGCAACGACAACGGACAUUAUUAGGCUCUUUUUAAGAGCUAGAUACAUGUUAUACAAAUAUGUCACCAGACAUGAGUCUGUCUUGUUGCAUGGGAUGCU